Molecule: messenger RNA, 3639 nt
Organism: Adineta ricciae
Lineage: Eukaryota; Metazoa; Rotifera; Eurotatoria; Adinetida; Adinetidae
Source: the annotation of a GenBank genome assembly
AUGUCUUCUUUGAAACGUUACUUUUUGACGUUGAAUUUCUUUGCUCCGAAGCCCGAUGAUAAUGAGGAGGAAACGGAUGAACAACGUCGAUGGAAUAUCAUUGCAACACGAAUCUAUAUGUUACUUCUUUUAUUAAUUCUAUUUGGAGUCGGCCUAGACUUUUCUUUAAUAGACCGCACAAUCACAGUCACAGUAGAAAAGCCAAGCAAAGAACAACUAGACGCUCUUCCUAAAGAUGCGAAAUGUUUGUGUUCACAAAUAUCGAUACCAUAUGGAAAAUUCACCUCGCUUCAAGCCAAUUUCCAUUCGCUCUGCACAAGUCAGUUCAUUACAGAUCGUUGGAUCAAAGCAAUCAAUUCAGGAUCGCAUACGACUUCAUUCUUUCUCGGUGACUUUCGAACUUUCGGUAGUGCUCAAUUUCAAGCGCUGUCUGCAUUUUGUCGAUUAUCGACGUCCAAUAUCAAUCAGAGCAUUGACUAUUUCUAUUCGAACACAUUACUCAGUUUGGAAGUUUUCAACGAAGAAAUUCUUCAUGCACAAACUCAAGCAUCGAUAUCUCAAUUUCAGCUAAAAGUAGCCGAUACAUUUCAAACCCAAUUACGAUUAAUCAAUUUCUUGACAAUCAACAAUGGACUAAUAAGCAGUCUUCGAACGAAUGCAUUCUAUUUACUUCGGCGCGAUAGCCAGAAUUUGUUCAGCGUAUCUUUGUAUAAUCUAUGGUAUUCACAAGACGAUGGUUCAACAUGUGGUUGUCGAGUGAACAUUUGUAACCGAAGUUUGUCAGGUAUAUUCAGUGCAUUUCGAGCAACAUCUCCGAUCGAAGCUGGUAGUCUUUUGUUAUCUAUUCCCGGCAUAUCAAGUGGUUGUCUCCCGGUUACUUCAAUCCUCGUUUCAAGUCUCGAAUGUUUCUAUAAUCAAACGUGCAUCGACCAACUUCUCUUAUACUUCCCAACCAAUGAAAGGUUUCAAGCGAUACCAGUGUAUCCUCAGAGUAUUUACAAUCCAGAAUCUACCAUACAAACAAUAGUCAACAAUUUAAUGAUAGAAAAUUGGACAAUUGAAAUUUCGUAUGAGAAAUAUUAUUCCGAAUGUGCACCGUCAUCGUGUACUUACUUGCAAAUCGCUCGAUACUCAGUUGGAUUCAUCAUCAAGAGAUUGAUUAGUUUAUUGGCGGGUUUGGUCUUAAUAUUGGGAUUAUUGAUUUCACUUGUUCUGAAAGUUAUUCAUCGAUUAAAAGAUCGAACACCCAUACCGAAAAUUUCUCUAUCACUUCGUUUGCGAAAUUUGCAAAACCUUGUUCUCAAACAACUGAUGCAUUUGAAUUUAUUUCAGCAUUAUCCAAGUUCUGAACGACAAAUUCGCUAUCAAUGUUAUGCUACUCGAGUUUAUUUAAUUUACAUGAUAAUAUCUGUUAUAGUUCUAGCCUUUUAUUCAUUGAUGAUCAAAACAAACCAAUCCAAAACGAUUAUUAAUCCAACAGAAACCCAAUACAUUGAACUCGAAAGACUACAUUUGCAAUCUCUCUCAUGUCCUUGUAGUUCAAUAUCUAUACCAUACUCACGUUUUCUUACCAUUCAACCAGAAUAUCAUCAAGUCUGUUCAAGUGAUCUAGUAUCCGAUGAAUGGAUUAAAUAUUUCGCUGUUUCGACAAGUAAUCGAUCUGUACUCAGUGAUGAUUUCAAAUCAAAUGCAGAUAGUCAGUUUCAACUUUUAUCGAUGUUUUGCAAACAAUCUAAAGAGAUAAUUGCCAAUGCUUUGGAAUUAUUUCUGCAAACAAAGUUUUUCAGUUUACAAAUUAUUCCUCCAGAGUCAUUUCAAGUUGAGACAAAUUCGUUCUUUCAAAACUGGAAAAGGACAACUACGAAAACGUAUCUCACAACAAUUCAACUAUUCGAGACAGCUAUCCAGAAUAAUCAACUAAGUAAUAACCUCAAUUUUGGCAUGAGAGUCGAUCCGAUCUUUGGACAACCGUCCAUGGGGUCAAUAAUAUACUCAGAUUGUAGCUGUGGACGCUCAGUAACAUGCCAUUCACUUGCGAAUCUUUAUACUUAUGAUGCAAAUUUAACUGAGUAUGUUAAAGUGUAUUCAAUUCCGAAUUUUUUUAAUGGAUGUUUCCAUAUUACAUCGUUACUAUUAUCCACAUUGGAGUGUUUUUACAAUAUCUCAUGCAUGCUACAAAUCCAUCGAUAUGCAAAUCCAACAGUAUCUUUUAACUUUUCUGCUCUUGAUCCGCGUCUUAGUUUAGUCAAUGAAACAGUUGCUGUUCUCGUCGAGAAAUCAAUGGUUGAUCAGUGGUUAGUGAAUGUUUCCUUCACUUCGUACUAUGACAUAUGUGCACCAUCAUCCUGCACAUAUCAAUAUGAAGAUCGAGACAAUCUUCUCAUCGUGAUUACCACCAUUGUAGGUAUUUUUGGUGGAUUAUCGCUCGGAUUGAAAUUAUUGAUUAUCAUUGGACUACAAUUUAUUGACAAAAUCAUAGCCAUUCGUGUUGAUGGCCGUGUUUCAUCUCGAUUUAUUAAAAGUAUAUUCGGUUGUACUACAGAACAUCAAGUUAUUCAUCGAUUGCAUUUCAUGUUAGUGGCUGUGACCCUGAGUGUUAUUUACUACUUUGCUGGCGUCACGUCUCGCAUCAUAACCGUUCGGAUUGAUAAACCUAGUUUAUAUGCAUACGAAGAAUUACUUAAGAAAUCGUCGGAUUCGUUACAUUGUGCCUGUUCGCAAAUAUCAAUUCCGCAUCAAGAAUUUCUCAAGGUCACAUCACGUUUUCAUGAAAUUUGCUCGAGUGAAUUUAUAUCCGAUGAGUGGAUUUCGUAUUUGUAUGGUGAUAUCAAUCCUAUUUAUCGGUAUGAGUAUACAGAUUUUUUUUAUACGGCUUCUAAACAAUUUCAAAUUCUGGUUACUUUUUGUCAACUAUCGAAAAAAACAGUUGAAAAUGCUCUUUUACAAUUUGACUCGACGGAUCUAAUUCAAGCUGAUCUCCUAUCAUUCAAUUCACUAGACGCAUACAUUCAACAGACGAUGAUAGAUCUUCGACGAACGAUGCCGAAAUUAUACGCCAAUACACUUGCCUUAAUUCGAGAAACAAUUGGUGCGAACAAGUUAUUGAGUAGUUUAUUCAAUAACUGGGAAUUAUCGUUUGCGGCUAGCGACAUGUAUGGCACUACAGCGUUUUUCUCAAGCCCGAAGGAAUAUAAUCACUGUAGCUGUGCAACAUCAUCGAAAUGCAUUUCACCAUCGCAUGGAAUGUUCGCUGGAUGUUACACACUUGAAACAAUCUUACAAACGCCGAUUCAAUGUUUAUACAACCAAACAUGUAUUGACCCGUCAAAUACUUUCCGAGCAAUCAAUUCAUCUUCAUUAUUAUCGAGCCAGUUUUCAUUGAAUUCAACAUUUCAAUCCAUUGUGAAUGAAUUAAUGCUGGAACAACUAAUGAUGGAUGUUUCGUAUGAAAAAUACUUCAAUGCAUGCGCACCUCUAUCGUGCACUCAGUCGUAUUUGGUCGAAUACAGUAUUAUCGAAGGUAUAGCAAUGUUAAUCGAUCUCUACGGUGGAAUGUUUAUCAUUUGCCGAUUACUGUCUAUAUUCAUCGUUAAACAGGUUCUAUGUUUCAAAUCAAAAGUUCGUGCAAUAAAUGAUUAA